AUGAAGGACCUCACGACGUGUGCUGGGUCCUCGAACCACUUUUUGUCGGUCAACUGGCAAAGAAGCGUUUUUCUAGAGCCCCAACUUAACAUUCCUUCGGUCUCUCGAGACGGGCGAAUCGUUCUGGACCGUGUUGUACCUCCGACACGGCAACCCUCAGGACUAUCGUUCUGCUUUACACAAAUAGAUUCACUUUCCUCUCUUUCAAUCUUUUUCCCUCUCCCUCUUCUUCUCCUCUUCGGCCAGUUGUGUGAGCUAAACCUUUACAGCCAGGACCAUUUGCCGCCUCCCGGCUGGGCCCCUUGGCUAACAAGGCACCGGCAGGCCCGGGAUAACGCCAUCUACGAUAUGAAAGCGGAUUGGCGGCGUCUCGGUCUUUCCGUCUCACCUGAGGCCGGCCGUCCCACGUCCGGGCUGUCCGCAGGCCUUGGCAACUGCGAGAUUGGCCCUGCGACUGAUGGACUCGCAGAUCUCGCCUCCUCCGUCACCACCGUCCCCAGUCUUGAUCCCGGUUCCGGCCCGGGUGCUUUGACGCACCGCUUGUCAGAGAAAGAGGUUGCGUUGCCGGGUGUACAGUUGCUCACUGAUCGAGCGGUAAGCGACCCGUCCUUUAGUGACGCUUAA
Messenger RNA from Protopolystoma xenopodis, 624 nucleotides. The record is from the annotation of a GenBank genome assembly. NCBI's taxonomy places the organism in Eukaryota, Metazoa, Platyhelminthes, Monogenea, Polystomatidea, Polystomatidae.